Ochotona curzoniae (black-lipped pika) is the source of this 1137-nucleotide messenger RNA. RefSeq names its product golgi transport 1B (gene GOLT1B). Gene Ontology annotation, biological process: endoplasmic reticulum to Golgi vesicle-mediated transport; retrograde transport, endosome to Golgi. Lineage: Eukaryota; Metazoa; Chordata; Mammalia; Lagomorpha; Ochotonidae. The coding region runs from base 109 to 525 and encodes 138 amino acids. Gene Ontology annotation, cellular component: membrane; endoplasmic reticulum. The record is from RefSeq and is a predicted model, not a curated record. The transcript has 5 exons.
CGUGGCGGCUCUCGCCUGGGUGGCCUCCCGGCUAGAUUUCUCCCGACUCAGCUUCUCCUCUUUGGGCAUUCCAAGCGGCUGCCGGCCGCUGCCCUCGCCGCUGCAGCCAUGAUCUCCUUAACGGACACCCAGAAAAUUGGAAUGGGAUUAACAGGAUUUGGAGUGUUUUUCCUGUUCUUUGGAAUGAUUCUCUUUUUUGACAAAGCACUACUGGCUAUUGGAAAUGUUUUGUUUGUGGCUGGUUUGGCUUUUGUAAUUGGUUUAGAAAGAACAUUCAGAUUUUUCUUCCAAAAACAUAAAAUGAAAGCCACUGGAUUUUUCCUGGGUGGUGUGUUUGUGGUCCUCAUCGGUUGGCCUUUGAUAGGAAUGAUCUUCGAAAUCUAUGGAUUCUUUCUCUUGUUCAGGGGCUUCUUUCCUGUGGUGGUCGGCUUCAUCAGAAGAGUGCCAGUGCUGGGGUCCCUCCUAAACCUGCCUGGAAUCAGAUCAUUCGUAGAUAAAGUUGGAGAAAGCAACAAUAUGGUAUAACAACGAAUGAAUUUGAAGACUCAUUUAAAAUAUUGUAUUAUUUAUAAAGUCCUUUGAAGAAUAUUCAGCACAAAAUUAAUUUACAUGAAAUAGCUCAUGUUGUUCUUUACAGAAGUUUAAAAAAAAAAAAAGCGUAGCCUACAAAGUACCGACAGCAAGCAGCAAAGAAGCAGUGAAAACAGGCUUCUGAUCAAGGGUUCUGGAAUCCGGGCUCUGCCUGCGGGAGAGGAGGGCCGUGCUGAGAUGGGUCUGGGGACUCCAGAAGGCCGCCCUCAGUGUCUGUCCGCCGUGCACGAAACACAGCCAUCCCCAGAAACUGCGGUGCCACUCCUUUCCUGCCUUCCUUUCUGUUUCUCCAUAUAUAUAUAUAUAUAUAUUUUUUUUUUUUUUUGCAAGUUCCACAGCACCCAUAGGCAUUUGCUUUUUCUAAAUGUUCACUGCGGUGGCAAAGGUAUUUCCAGUGCACUGUAACUCUGAAAGCAUUGCAUGAGUUAGAUUGGAUUAUGUCCUUUUGAUGUAUUAGAGCCAAGGAAACCCCAAUUUUUGAUGUAUGAAUCAUUUUUUAAAAACAUGUGGCUAAAAUAAAAGUUUUGUAGUCUUUCUGAAUCUUAA